AUGGAAUCCAAGCUCUCCUGUCUGUUAUCAUUCAAAGAAGACGUGAUUCCAGUGGAAUACAUCCAGCCACACUACAAGGAGUCCUACCGGCUUGCCAUCUACGGUCUGGUCAGUGGGGGUACAGAUGCCUACCAGGAGUACCUCAAAACCGAACAACUCAGUAACUUUCUCUCUGAAGAGGAGGUCAUCUUCAUUUUGGACAAUGCAGAGUUGCCAGUCCCGGAGGAUGAGGAUUAUGAAGCAAGGAAACGUGAAAGUGAAGAAGAUGUCAGAGCUCCCUCGACUUACUUCCCCACCGAGUCAGAUGAGGAGGUUCCUGACCUUGACCUCGGCUGGCCAGAGGUCACCAAUGAGAACGUGGAGACAAACAUCAGCCUGCUUUUCCACCCUCCCAGACACAACACACCGACCAUCAAAGAGACGAUACGUAAACAUAUACAAGACGCAAGACAGGUUAUUGCUAUAACGAUGGAUGUCUUCACUGACGUUGAUAUUUUGAAGGAGAUUGUCAAUGCGACUACUAGGGGAGUGAUGGUCUACAUACUUCCUGAUGACUUCCAAUUCAAAAGCUUUCUGAAUAUGGCUAAGAGCGCAGGUGUCAAAAUCCAACAUCUAAAGAACUUGCGAGUUCGGACAGUGAAAGGACAGCAGUACAUGUGUCGAUCUGGAAAACAGUUUUGUACGGUACAUACAGGUAUGUCUAAGGUAUUUUUAUAUAUAAGUAACCGGAUGACUGCAUUUAUUUAUUAUAACAUCUUUCUUUUGGUCUCCCUUUUCUCCAGCUUCAUGUGGUCCUUUGAGAAGAUCAACCUCAGCAUGGUCCUGGUGGUCACAGUGCUGCUGGUGGGCUCUUACGACGAGGAGUUCAGACGUCUGUUUGCCCGAUCCAUUCUGCCCGGAACAGCCACGUACAACCCUUAUUCCGGUCUUCUCUUUGAGAGCAGACUCUCUCUUGACCAGAUUCACAUGAGAUCCAGUGGGAGACAGCUUAACUUGAUGAGUUCUACUGGUCAACAGAAGGACGAUCGAUACAACAAUGGACAUAUGGUCACAAGAAGACUGAGCUUUCAGGAUAGACUGAAUCAAUCUCACUGCACCGAUAUGGGGAAACUUGUGAGGGGACACAGCUACGCCGGAGAGCUGCCACAGAGAGGGAAUUCCACAACUCCCUUGAUGAAUGUAAGAGAUGACGCUGGCGGCGCUCACGGUGCCCCUGAGAGAGGCAGACGCAUCGAGGACACACUGUUACCAGGCAGGAUUAAUCAUUACAUGCAGAAGAAGAAGUAUGGCAUUGACCAAAAGCCUCUACUCCCUUUCAGCAGUGAGAACUCUCUUAGCUGGUGGAAGAUCGACUCGUACCUCAAUAACAGUGAUGCGACCCUAGGGGAGCCAGUUGAGAAUCUGCAUCAGCCUGACAGUACGCAGAACCCAACCACAUCAUCCCGUAUGAGAACAUCAGUCCUCUUCAACAGCCGUCUGGCAGAGCAGUCUGAAACUCCUAACUAUAUGUCUGAGCACUCUGUGACAUCUCAACCAGGCAAUCUAUGGCUGCAAUCUCCACAGGGCAGUCAAGGAGUGACAUCUCCACAGGGCAGUCUAGGUGGCCUAAGCAACUUCCAACCCCAACUGACCGCUGCUAGAUUGCGGGAGAGUCAGACGAGAUUGGAAGAGAUCCGACGGAAAAGGCUCAGUUUACAUGAGUAUGAGAAACCUGUCAGCAACUUAAGGCCAGGGCAGAGCCAGGAUUCUCUCAGGCUGUCUAUUUUCUCUACUCUCGAAAGAGCUAAAGGAAGGUCGUCAGAGAGAGGCCUGGAUAAAAGGCACAGUGCGGCAGAGCUUGCAGGCAGCUCCGAACACAGUUCUAAUCAGGGACCAUCCAGCCACAGAGAGGAACUCACCUCAGGAGGUCAACAGGAAGAGGGAAACAGAGUUGAAGAACAAAAAUGUAAACUAACCAACUUCAGUGAUGCACAAAGGUCUGUCUCACAAUACGAUAUCACGACCAAGACAGAGAGGAAUCCUCUUGAUGACUGGCAAGAGCCUCUCUCCAGGACGAUGUCGGCAGCCCAACUGGGAAUACAACUAAAGGAACCUUUUCUCAAGCCCUCCAACUUCAGACCAGUUGGACUUAAUGUGGAGAGCUCUAAAGCACUAACAUCUUUGAAUGGAAUACCAGAGGAGAAGGAGGGCCCCACCAGGAAGAGUCAUGAAUCCACUGACCAGCUGGCCAACAGCUCCGACUUGGUGCUCUCCGCAGACAAAGAGGAAACACGCCAAAGUGUGAAUCCAUUGAAACUCAGAACUUCUGUGACAUCAAUAAAGAAUAUAGAGCAUGCCGAUGUUUCAGUGGAGAAAACGCCACACAAGGUAGAAGGAGCAGAACUCCAAAGACAGAAUUCAUUCAGAUCCACACUUCAAAGGAUAGGUUCAGUGAGAUCAAAGCAUUUAGUGCAGGCUGACAUUUCAGCAGAGCAGAGAACCAUCUCAGAUCCUCCUGGAAAACCGUCAGCUGUGGGACUUACUACAUCACCCAAGGGUCAUUCUCCAAGCCCUUCCAGGUCAUCACACAAUGCAGCUGGCACUGAAACCGAAAAGGAACAACAGCAUAAUUCUCCCAGCCCAGCAGGUAAAUCAUCAUCUCCUGGGUUAACUACUAGCUGGGUUAGAAAGAGCUUUAGAAAGAAAUGUGAACCAGAGAAGAACUCUGGAGAGCAAACAAACACCGUGGAGAGUCAAGCAUCAAUUAAUUCAGACACCAGGCGGAAACGAGCAUAUAGCCGGUUUGAGAGUUUUGUUACAUUUGACAACAAGCCUUCAGAUAAACCGACAACUACUGCAAACAGAUAUGACUCAGACAAACACAGGAGUUUGUUUGUGAGACAUCCCUAUAUUAGUUCCAUACACAGCUAUCAAACUGAAACUACGCCCAAUGAAAAUAAGCUUAGCCGAUUCAUACAACGGGUGGGGAAUCUCAUCAGCAAGAAGUGAAUGUGUAAAUGUUGUCUAUGAUCAAGGCAAUAACAGCACUGUUCUAUGACAUGGUUUGUAUUGUAAA
This is a messenger RNA of Oncorhynchus nerka (sockeye salmon), 3055 nucleotides long. Its product is annotated as protein FAM83B-like. Gene Ontology annotation, biological process: signal transduction. NCBI's taxonomy places the organism in Eukaryota, Metazoa, Chordata, Actinopteri, Salmoniformes, Salmonidae. Gene Ontology annotation, cellular component: membrane; cytoplasm. The record is from RefSeq and is a predicted model, not a curated record. Gene Ontology annotation, molecular function: protein kinase binding.